This is a messenger RNA of Fusarium tjaetaba, 795 nucleotides long. RefSeq names its product Rta1 domain protein. The transcript has 5 exons. The annotation marks the transcript as partial. Gene Ontology annotation, cellular component: membrane. The record is from RefSeq and is a predicted model, not a curated record. NCBI's taxonomy places the organism in Eukaryota, Fungi, Ascomycota, Sordariomycetes, Hypocreales, Nectriaceae.
AUGUCAGAAUUCAAGCUUUACCACUAUGGCCCAUCCUUUAUCGCGGCAACCAUCUUCCUGGCUCUCUUUAGUGCUUUGACAAUCUGCCAUCUCUUUCAACUUAUUCGGUACAGAACCUUCUAUCUUGUUCCGUUUCUUAUUGGAUGCAUCUUCGAGGCAAUUGGUUAUGCCGGGCGUGCAAUAUCUGCAAAGCAGACUCCCGACUGGGCUAUUAUGCCUUAUGUCCUCCAAAGUCUCCUUCUACUCCUCGGUCCGACGAUGUUGGCAGCUUCUAUCUACAUGUCGCUUGGAAGACUCAUCAAAUCCCUCGAGGCCGACUCUUACUCACUGGUGCCGAUUGAAUUUUUGACAAAGACCUUUGUUAUCGGUGAUGUCAUUUCAUUUCUGGCACAGUCUGCGGGGGGAGGUAUGCUGGCCAACGCCAAGUCCAAGGGUGACCAGAAGAUGGGGCAAAACAUCAUCAUCGUUGGCCUUGCUCAAAGCCUUUGUUCGAUCUCUCCCUGGAAACAAUUUGUCCUUGUUCUGUACAUCGACAGUGGUCUGAUCAUGAUCCGAUCUCUUUUCCGUAUGGUUGAGUACAUCACCGGAUCCAACGGCGCCUUGCAGUCAACUGAAACAUAUAUUUAUGUGUUUGACGCUUCAAUGAUCUUCAUCGCCGUAGCUCUUUUCAAUCUUGUUCAUCCAGGACGAGCGAUAAUCACUCCCAGAGAGCCGGUGGAGACGUUCCAGAACGAUGGUGCGCUCGUCUACAAGAUAUUGCUCGAAGACGUCACCCUCGUGUGUGAGGCGCGUGAU